Messenger RNA from Trichoderma virens Gv29-8, 1332 nucleotides. RefSeq lists its product as uncharacterized. NCBI's taxonomy places the organism in Eukaryota, Fungi, Ascomycota, Sordariomycetes, Hypocreales, Hypocreaceae. The coding region runs from base 1 to 1332 and encodes 443 amino acids. Gene Ontology annotation, biological process: intra-Golgi vesicle-mediated transport. Gene Ontology annotation, cellular component: COG complex. The record is from RefSeq and is a predicted model, not a curated record. The transcript has a single exon.
AUGGCGGCGCUACCGGAUCCUCAGUCCAUUGAAGAGCCCUCGUACAUCGACUACGAGACGUUUCUGUCUCCCGACUUUGCACCCGCCUCGUUCGCCAAUUCUCUCGUCCUCGCCACCAACAACCCCGACGACUCCCCGCUAGAUCUCGCCACACCCUUGUCACGGGUCCUCUUUGAUGCUCAAGAGAUCGACUCGCACAUUGACCUCCUCACAACCCGCUCUGCUGUGCCCUUGCUGCAGUACACCCAAUCGCAGACGCAGGCAAGCAAGGCCAUUGUUGCCCAGCUCGAUGCUCAGAUUUCUAGCCUAAACGACAGCUACAAGCAGCUGGAGAAGGAAGUCAUCGACAAGCAUGCAGAGGCGGAAGAGAUACGGCAGGUCGCAUUGCGUCUGUGGGAAACGCUGAGACUGGGGAGGUCAAUGGGACGAUGUCUGCAGCUCGGAAGACAGCUGCAGGUCCAGUUCUCCGAAUUGGGCGGCCCCAGCACGGGGAAAACCGACUACGGAGCACUUGUUCGAUGCUCGUACACAAUCCUUUCACUGCGUGAAGUGCUGGACAGCAGGGCGCCGGGAGAGGAAGGCCAUGGGCUCGACAAGCUGAACGCAAUCAAGAAUUUACAAGACACUGUCAUUGUACCAAUAGAGCGACGGAUAUCCGAGGUAUCUGAGCGCCUGAUUCGGGAAUUCGCCAUCCCGAGCAACAUCACUUUUGCGCAAAGCGAAGACGCACGAUCACGACUGACAUCGGCCAUGUCUACGUUGUACCUGCUAUCUCCUUCUAUGGGUGUCCAGCCCGAGAAGUGGUCCCCGAAACUGCUUUUACAAGCCCUCGAUACCUACGUUCGUUCUGCGUUACAGGGAAGCACCGCGGCGCUCUCGCGCUCUCUAGGGCAGCUGCCCACGCUAGACAAAUCUCUCGUUGAAGUCGUGUCCCAUUGUCAGAAUAUUGCCUCGCUUGAGUUGAUACUCGAGGCUACUGAGCCUCCGGCCCACCCCUUCUUCCCGGCUUCUGCGAAGAAGAAACAGCAUAGCCUCAUCCAGCUGCUGCUGUCUCGUUUUGAAACGAGUUCUCUAAUUUCCUACUUUUGGCGCUCCAUGGCAAGCAACAUUUCCGCUCGUGUUCAAGAGAUAGCUAGCCGAGGAGGAAUUGUUGCUCGCACCCUACGGACGAAUAAGAACGUUGUUGGGGAUGCCAUUCGGCAAGCAGUCAUUAAGGGGGGCCAAACCCCGAACGUCUUCUCCAGCAGCAAAAAGAAGCCCAGCGUCGAGACAAGCUGGGAUCGAGAAAUAGCUGUUAUGAUGGGAAGCGUCUUGAACAACAUUGGACGAUGA